CUGUCGCCGCCCGACCUGCGCUCGUCGCCGCCCGACCCGCGCCCGGCGCCGCCCGACCCGCGCCUGCGGCAGUCGCCGCUGCCGUACUCCGCGCUCCCCGAGGUGCUAGUGUCGGUGCCUGCUCAUCUUCGCCUACACGUGACCGAGCACUUAGCGCCACAUGCAGAGUUCCUGUUAUGGUUCGCAGAGGACGUGCUGGCCGCCUUAGAUAUGCCGUUCCUGACUCCGCAAAAUAUUAGCGACUGCAACGACUAUACGUGUCACAAAUGUGGCACCACAUUCGACGAGCCCAAUCCGCUCAAGGUUCAUAUGUUCCUAUCCUGUGCCAUUUACGAGCCCGAGCACUUCUGGCGCCGUGUGGUAGCUCGCCUGAGGCCGACCGAGUACUCGGCGGCCGGCCUGGCGCCCGAGCUGGCGCCCGCGGCGCUGGAGGCGCUGGCCACGGAGUGGGGCCGGGCGCGCGGCGGCCACGUGUGCGUGUACUGCGGCAAGCUGUACUCGCGGCGCUACGGACUCAAGAUCCACCUCCGCACGCACACAGGCUACCGGCCACUACGCUGCCGCCAUUGUCGGCGCCCCUUCGGCGACCCCAGUAACCUCAACAAGCACGAGCGCCUGCACGCAGCGCGCGGCCGGGCCCCCGCGCCGGGCCCCGCGGCGUGCCCCGCGAUGGGCCCCACGAUGGGCCCCUACGGGUGCACGCAGUGCGGGCGCGCGUUAGCUCGGCGCCGCGACCUAGAGCGACACAUGCGCACGCACACGCGUGACACUCUCAGUGACACGCACUGACACACUCAGUGACGCGCUCAGUG
Molecule: messenger RNA, 812 nt
Organism: Spodoptera litura
Lineage: Eukaryota; Metazoa; Arthropoda; Insecta; Lepidoptera; Noctuidae
Gene: Prdm13
Product: PR/SET domain 13
Biological process (GO): regulation of gene expression
Cellular component (GO): nucleus
Source: RefSeq, a predicted model, not a curated record